Molecule: messenger RNA, 1860 nt
Organism: Dentiscutata erythropus
Lineage: Eukaryota; Fungi; Glomeromycota; Glomeromycetes; Diversisporales; Gigasporaceae
Source: the annotation of a GenBank genome assembly
CCGAUUCCUGCGGCAAAUGACUUCUUGGAUAUCGUGCUUUCAAAGACGCAGAGAAAGACACCAACUGUAAUUCAUAAAAAUUACAAAAUUGGGCGAAUAAGACAAUUUUACAUGCGCAAAGUCAAAUUUACUCAAGAUAGUUUCGAUGAAAAAUUAAAUGCCAUUAUUGAGGAAUUUCCGAAACUUGAUGACAUUCAUCCUUUCUACUCAGAUUUAAUGAAUGUAUUAUAUGAUAAAGAUCAUUACAAAUUGGCUUUAGGUCAAAUUAAUAUAGCGCGCCAUCUUAUUGAUCAAGUUGCUAAAGAAUAUAUUCGCCUAUUGAAAUUUGGUGAUUCAUUAUAUCGUUGCAAGCAAUUAAAAAAAGCGGCUCUUGGAAGAAUGGCUACUAUUAUGAAACGUCAAAAAGACAGUCUAGCGUAUUUGGAACAAGUUCGACAACACUUGGCUCGAUUACCUUCAAUAGAUCCAAAUACUCGUACAUUAUUAAUUUGUGGUUAUCCAAAUGUUGGUAAAUCUAGUUUCAUGAAUAAAAUUACUAGAGCAGAUGUUGAUGUACAACCUUAUGCUUUCACUACAAAAUCGUUGUUUGUUGGCCAUAUGGAUUACAAAUAUCUUAGAUGGCAGGUAAUUGAUACCCCUGGUAUAUUAGAUCGUUCACUUGAACAGAUGAAUACCAUUGAAAUGCAAUCUGUCACAGCCUUAGCGCAUCUUCGCGCAUGUAUCUUGUUUUUUAUGGACCUUUCUGAACAAUGCGGUUAUAGUAUAACACUAUAUCAAAAUGUCAAAUCACUUUUUGUCAAUAAACCAACAUUUAUUGUCAUAAAUAAAAUUGAUGUCACAAGACCAGAAGAUAUACCUCUUGAAGAACAAGCAAUGUUAAAAGAAAUUAGUGAAAAGGAUGAUGUUCAGAUAGUUCAACUGAGUUGUCAUACCGACGAAGGCUUAAUGGAUGUGAGAAAUUUGGCAUGUGACAAAUUAUUAGCGACUCGUGUUGAUUUCAAACUGAGAGGCUCAAAGAUCAAUGAUGCUAUUAACAAGAUUCAUCUUGCUGAACCGGUUGCGCGCGAUGAUUUACCACGUCCGCCUCAUAUCCCUGAAAGUGCUAAAAAUCGACCUCGAUUUGACAUUAAUGACCCAAAAAGGCCCAAAUUGGAAAGGGAUUUGGAAGCAGAAGGUGGCGGUCCCGGUGUAUAUAGUGUUGAUUUUAAGAAAAAAUAUGAGCUUAAAAAUGUAGACUGGAAAUAUGAUAUAAUUCCAGAAGUUAUGAAUGGUAAAAACGUUGCCGAUUUUAUUGACCCAGAUAUUGAAGAAAGACUAGACGUUUUAGAGCGUGAAGAAGAACGCUUGGAAGCUAAAGGACAAUACGAUUCGGAAGAAAACAUGAUAGAUUCCGAAGAGGAAGAAAUGAAUAAAGUUGCUGAAGCAAUUCGUGAAAAAAAGAAAUUGAUUGUACAGGCUCAUAGAGCAAGCAAAAUGAUGAAAAAUCGACCAAUCAUGCCAAGGACGGCUAUUAAAAGGUCUAUCGAUGAGAUGGAAGAGAAAUUAGGUCAAUUAGGUCUUGAUACGAGUGUAGUUCGCGCGCGCAGUCGAACAAGAAAACGCAAACGAUCUGAAUCUGUUGGUGAUGAAAUUGUUCGAGACUCUUUAAGUGUUACAAGAAACGCAUCGAUGUCUCGUGAUCCUAGUGGUUCUAGAGUAAACAUUAAGCAAAAGAAAGAAAGUGAAAAACAAAAGAAACUUGCUCAACGGAAACCUAAUUUAUAUGCUAAAGUUGGUGAAUCUGAUAGGAGCAUUAAAUCUAAAAAACCUAAACACUUAUUUAGCUCCAAGAGCAGUAUUGGAAAAAGAGAUUGGCGUUAA